AAAACAAAAAAAGAUAAUCACAUAAAAAUAGGAGAAUGGAAAAGGAUUAUUCAUUUAUAGUGGCACAGAUAGAGAGAUAGCAGGAGAUAGAGAGUUUAGAGAGAGAAAUCGUAGGUGGGAGAUAAGCUGAAAGGGAGAAAAUUGGGGGAGGAGAGAGCAAGAGGAGAGAGAUAUGUGAAAAAAUCUCAAACAAAGAUCUCUCGUUUUUUUUAUCCGGUGAAUCUCGAUUUUAUCCCCGGUUGUUUUCCGGCGAGCUAUGCUCGUGUGACCUACCUUUGAUGAGAUAUCGGAUUGAAUUUCUGCAUCUGUGUGGUGAAGCUCGAGUCCCGAUUGUGAAGGUGAGUAAUGGACAGGAACAGAGAAUCAAGGAGAGCGAGUAUCGUCGGCUCCAAUGGUUUCAAUAGAAGGAGGCACAGGACAAACAUCGUUAGAGACUCUCAAGAUGAAGACGGGGGACUGGAAUUGCAGGAAUCUGUGAGGUUAAGGGAGAGAGUGAAGAAAUAUCGAGAUCGAGAGAGGGAGAGAGAAAGAGAUAGAGAAAGAGACAGGGAAAGGGAGAGAGAUUUGAGAGAGCGGUCCAGUCGGAGUAAGAGAAGGAGAGCCGAGAGACUGGCGAGCCACAAAGACGAUACCGGCGGCGAUGAUACUUCCGACGAGAGCCUCAACGACGACGAGGACGACGAAUACGAAGAGAAAGUCACCUCCACCGUCAAGAUGUUGUCGCCGACAGUAGGUUCCGUUUCCAACCACCACGUUCAUGUCGGCAACCACCACCACCACCACCACAGCAGUAGCUUUAGUCAACAACAGCACAACUGUAACAGUAGUAGCAAUAUUCUAAUUAACAGUAGCCACCAUCUUCAACACAGGAAGACCUUCCCUCCUAUCUCUUCGUCUUCUUCUUCAGCCAAGGUUCCCAGAGCACCGCCUGUUUGGAAAUCCGGCGACGAGAUGAUCAGUGUCUCCGUUCCCAGAAAAGCUCGUUCUGCUUGUACAAAGAGGUCGCACGAUUGGAUUUCAAGUACCAGCAAUAACAAUAGCAGCGGCGGAGUUUCCGGAGGGGCAGAUCAAAAUCCGGCCCAGCCGUCGAGCUCUCCGGCGAGACCAACUCACGUGUCGGCAUCCACCGCUGCGGAUCCGCCGUCUCCAUCUUCUUCAAAUGCUUCCAAUAGAAAGAAGCUUAAACACACCGCUAACAACACCGCCGGCCCUAAACCCAAGCCGCCGAAAGUCUCAGCAUUAUCAUCGAAGCCGAGCUCUUCUAAUCCGGAGGAGCUUGAGAUCGAGAUUGCCGAGGUUUUAUACGGCUUGAUGACCCAGUCACAAGGCCCAUCUUCAUCAAUUAAAGAGGAACCAAGAGAAGUGAAUCAGUUGAGUAUCGAUGCAAAGUCGCGAAAUUCAUCUCCGAUCUCUAAUUCUACUUCGAUUAAUAAUAAUAACAAUAUGAAUAAUCUCCAUCCUGGACCCAAUUCCGGCUCCCUUUCAGCCGUCGCCCAGAAGAGGAAGAGGCCGAGACAGGUACCGGAAAGAUCAAACUUGGGUGCACGGACAAAACCAGAAACAGAUGAGACAUCAGAGAACAAAAUAUUAUAUCCUAAUAUGGAGAAAAUGUCGGGAUCUGCAGGUGAGACUGCGUCUGAAGCGGUGGGGAUUAAUCCGGUCAUUUCACAAGACUCAACGAAGUCGGAUUUGGAGCUGAAGCCAUCGGCUGAGGAAUUUAGAGAAAACAGAUAUUGGGUUGUUGGGAAAGAAGAUGUUAGCUCAUCGAAGGAGCAGGAAUCUCCUGCUGUGAUAGCUCAGGAUACCAGCAAUAGGGACUCGCCAUCGGUAGCCACAGCCUCAUCUGUUGUGGAUACACCUAUUAAUGGGAGUUUGCCUGGUGUAGGAGUUGAUAAAGAAGAUAAGUUUGAGAUAGAUCUGAUGGCACCCCCACCCCAAGCAAGAUCAUCACCAGAAACGGAAACCAAUAUUGAUUUGAGUGCUUCAGCCUUUGCUGAUCGGAAGCCCCUUCCAUUGAAUCUUGAUAGAGAUAUGAAUCAUGUAAUGGUAUCCAAAGAUAAUGAGAAUGAUAAAGCUAAAAGUGAAAGUGGGAGUUUACAUUUAUUGAAUGUGGCAGCUGAAGAAAAGAAAUCCGAGGAGAGUGAAUCUAACAAGGGGCGUGAUAUCGAUUUACACCUUCAUUUGGAUAAACCGGAAAAAGAUGUGAGCUCUAGCCAUAACGCCAAGGACAACAAAUCCCAAAUGCAGAUACAGAAGCAAGCACAGCCGCAAGUACCUUUUAAGGCCGCCGGCAAAGAAGAGCCUCCCUCUGAGAAACGUGGUCAUUCAACAAGCUCACUGCCUUUACCCAUGCAAAUGGCUAGUUGGCCUGGUGGGCUUCCUCCUAUGGGAUAUAUGGCCCCAUUGCCAGGAGUGGUCUCUAUGGAUGGAAGUAGUGUGGCACCAGCUCAUUUACAGCCGCUUUUUUCUCAACCACGGCCAAAACGUUGUGCCACACAUUGCCACAUUGCCCGGAACAUACACUGCCUCCAACAGUUUAUGAAGAUGAACCCUUUCUGGCCGGCUCCUACAGUGUCGCCCGCUUCUUUAUUCGGGUCGAAACCUUGCAAUCUUAAUGUGGGUCCUCCGCCAGUGGACUUGAGCAUUGCAGCCAGAGGUGUUAGUAGUUUGCAGGAUAAGGGGCCAGGCCUUGCUAGUGCUUCCAAUAAUGUUGGUAAGGAUAAAAGUUCUCAACCUGCUAAUAGUUCUGAUUCUGCGCAGAAAAAGCAGCAGACUUUGUUCCAGCAAACAUUGCCCCCUGUGGCACCUAGCAAUUUACUGGGCCCAACUUUCAUUUUCCCUGUGAAUCAGCAGCAAGCAGCCACCGUGGGAAAAUCCGUGUCGACUAUGUCAGCCUCCAACAUGGUCACCACCUCAUCUUCUGCACCAGCAACAGCCAUGAGCUUCAGCUACCCAAACAUGUCCCCAACCGAGACCACUCAAUACUUGGCAAUUCUACAGAACAAUACCUUCCCUCCAUUCCCCAUCCCCACUGUCGGCCCCCCACCCAACUACAGAGGAGCAGCCCCUACGCAACCCAUGCCUCUAUUCAAUGGCCCCUUCUACUCGUCCCAGGUGCAGCUGCCACCCAAUCAGCCUCAGGUCCACCAUAAUGCGUCUGCACCCAAUAAUUCCUCUUCAGGGAAGCAUAUGCAUAUGCAGCAGAGGCCACCACCACAGAGUGGCCUGCAGCAGAACAGUUCUUCCUCACACAAGUCACAUCCGUCCCACAAUAAUUUAGCGUUGCCCAUUCAGCCCCAGAAUUUUGCUUUGGGUGCCGCCGGAAGUAAUCAUCAAAACGAGAAAAAAUCCCAUCAGCAAUCGCAACACCAGCAGCAGCAGCAGAUAUUGAAGUCUGGAGUCGAGACUCUUCCGCCUCAUACGUUUGCUAUGUCGUUCGGGCCCAUCAAUGGGCAACAAAACCAGGCUAUGUUUCAGACAUUUUCAGACGCUGCUCGGCAAAGUGUCCAAAUGAUGCCUGUUGAUGCCCAGACUACACAGAAGCUCAUCCGUAUUUCCGAGGAGGGUAAAACCGGAAAUGUCGACUUGCACAAGGAGGAUGAGAGAAAAAGCUUUGCCUUUUCGAGAUCCACGGACGUGGCCAAUGGGCCUGCUGCUGCUGCUGCUACCUCAUCUUCAGUUCUUGGCAACACUGUGAUUGAUAGCCCGUCUGCCGUUAAUCGGGCCAAGGUGCCCAACGCUCAAGUCCAAGCUCAGCUUCAUCAGCACCAAAUGCAGCAGCUUAAACAGCAGCAGCAGCAAAUGGCGGCCGCGAGUGCCGUUAAUCGGGCCAAGGUGCCCGUGGCCAACAAUGGGACCAUAUACUCUGAGCAUUUGACUUCGUCUGCAAUGACGGGCCCGAAGUUUCAAAACACCAACUCCCUGUUCUCACAGAACCUCAUCCAGAGUAACAGCCCUGGCACGAGUCCUCAGUCUCCCCAAUGGAAAAACUCGGCAAGAACUCAAGUCUCUCAAGCCCAAGGCCCGUCGUCCUUAGGGCCUUCGGUUGUGUCCAUGCACAAGAAUAUCAGCCAGCAACAUUCUCGAACCCAACAGCCCAUGCACACACAAAUAUCCUUUGGAGGUAAUCAAAAGCAAUCAUUAUCCUCUCAAGGGCAACAACAACAACAAGUAGCACCUUCAAGUGGCAACCAGGUUGCGUCGCCCACGACCUCCUCCAUUUCCAAAGGUGCGAUGAGCGGGAGCCCGAGGACAAAUUCAUCUGCCUCAACAAACAAUAAAACAGGCCAAGGUUCAUCCUUUUCGACCCAACAAGCCAAAAAUUCACCGUCCAUGCCUACCCAGAAGUCGCCUUCACUUCUCGGAAAUCCUCAUGCAGCAAAAAACCAAUUGCAACAGCAGCAGUCGCAGCCCAAACCCAUGCAGCAGGCCCAGUUAUUCUUCUCAAGCCCGUAUUCCCAAUCCCAGCCCCAUCAUUCGAUUGGCUCGGCAAAUACAGCUGUCGCUGGCCCGAGUGGUUACUACAUGACGCAAAGACGGCCCAAUGACCCCACGACAGCAAUUGCUGCGGCUACUUGUAAUGCAAAAGGUGGGGGUUUUCAGUCUCAGUCUCAAGGAAUGAUGCAUGUGUCUCAUUUUGGUUCCCAAUCGAGCGGGAUGAUGUUGCCAGCUGGAUUCUCGUACAUACAUCCUGUCCCAGCUGGUGUACAGGUGAAGCCUGCUGAGCAAAAGCAGCCUGCCGGAAAUGACAAUUUGCAUCCAUGGCAGCCUGAGAAGAAAUGAAAAGGAUCUUGCAAGGAAUGCAUUACCUGAUAAGGUUAUAUGCUCAUGAUUACUCGUGAGGCUCGUGUGGUGAACGGGAUGUCCAGAGUAGGGGUGGAAAGAAGGACGGUGCUGAAUGACGCUUCCCGACUGCAAAAUGCUGUGAAAUUGGGAUGAAUGUGUUGUACAACUCUUGUUGAUAUUUUGGGAGGAUUCUUGAUAGGUAAAGAUGCCAUUUUGAAAUUGAAGGUGAUUUGAUGGAUUGGAAGGAAAAGCUGAACAAUUUAUUUUUUUCCUUUUGUUUUUGUAUGAAGGAGUUAGAUGUUAGAGAUGUUAGAAAAACAGGUUAGGAGUAAUUUAUAUUCCUGCAUUUGGUUUUAGAUAGUGAAAGUUCUUUUUUGAUUAAAAGGAAAAAAAUAUCAUUUGUAUCACGUGUUUGCUUCUACUUCUGGGACUUUGUCUUCUACUCGUAAAUAUUAUUUUCUGUAAUGCCCAAAAGAAAAAAAAGAAAUGGAGAAAAAGAAAACAGAAAGACUUGGAGACUUUUGGGCAUAAACACGUAAAUGAUACAAGGGUGUUAAUAUUUAUGUGUGGCGCUCGUAAAGAUUAGCCCGCUCUGUUUUAUUUUUCCUCUAGAUCGUAUAAUAUUAUCUCUUGGCUAAGCUGGUUGGUUA
Messenger RNA from Striga asiatica, 5435 nucleotides. The record is from the annotation of a GenBank genome assembly. NCBI's taxonomy places the organism in Eukaryota, Viridiplantae, Streptophyta, Magnoliopsida, Lamiales, Orobanchaceae.